Messenger RNA from Centropristis striata (black sea bass), 2229 nucleotides. RefSeq names its product aryl-hydrocarbon-interacting protein-like 1. The record is from RefSeq and is a predicted model, not a curated record. The transcript has 8 exons. Lineage: Eukaryota; Metazoa; Chordata; Actinopteri; Perciformes; Serranidae. Gene Ontology annotation, molecular function: peptidyl-prolyl cis-trans isomerase activity; protein binding. The coding region runs from base 148 to 2229 and encodes 693 amino acids.
ACCCUGCCUAAUCCUGCCAUCUGUCAGAGAGCAGCUAACCAGCCAAGACUCUCCCUGCUAGGCUAAUUAGAAAGCCAGAAGAACGCCAGAGAGGAAACAUCACAAAAACACACUUUUGUGUCUGGUAGUGCUGAAGGAGAAGUGACAAUGGAGGAGACGUACCUUCUCAACCAUCCAGGAGUCAAGAAGAAGAUUCUGGCAGGAGGAAGUGGACCGCUGCCUCACUUUCCACCUGGGACAAAGAUAGUUUUCCAUUUCCAGACGCUGUUGGACGACUUUGAGCGAACUGUCAUUGAUGACAGUCGCCUGGCGGGACGACCAGCUGAGAUCUUUGUGGAUAAGAUGUUCAAGAUGGAAGUCUGGGAGACGCUGCUGAGGUCCAUGAGGAUUGGAGAGGUGGCCGAGUUCUGGUGUGAUGCCGUUCACACAGGCUUGUACCCCAUCGUAUCCAAGGGAAUGAGGCUGAUCGCUCAAGGGAAAGACCCCCUCGAGGGCCAGAGACACAUGUGCGGUAUGGGGAACAUGUUCAACUAUCACUCCACUGGUUUCCCAGAGCUGGAUGAGCUAAUGAGAACUCCUCAACCACUUAUAUUCAUCAUGGAGCUGCUGCAGGUGGGAGACCCCAUGUCCUACCAAAGGGAGUCUUGGAUGAUGGAAAAGGAUGAGAAGCUGCAGUCAGUGCCAAUUCUCCACAUGCAGGGCAACGCUCUGGUCAAGCAGAGACGGUUCGAGGAGGCUGCCAGCAAGUACAAAGAGGCCGUCCUGCUGCUGAAAACAGUCCAGUCCAAAGAGAUGCCGAGUGAUAUAGACUACAUUAAUUUGGGUAGAAUGAUCAUCCCGCUGGAGUUGAACUACUGCCAGUGUAUGAUGGAGCUGGAGGAGUAUUAUGAAGUUAUAGAGCACACUGACGAACUGCUGGAGAAACACAAAGACUGUGUGAAGGGCUACUACAAGAGAGCCAAGGCCCACGCUGCUGUGUGGAAUGAAAAGGAAGCCAGGAGAGACUUCAACAUGGUGGUUCGCCUGGACGUCACUCUGGCCUCUCUGGUGAACCGAGAGCUGAAGGCCCUGUCAGAGAGCAUGAAGGAGAAGUACUGGGAGGAGAAGGAGCAAUACUGGAACAUGCUGGAGAAAAACAACGAUGCAGAGGACAAAGGGAAACAAGACGACAGUGACAGUGUGACCGCAGAGGCGACAGAUGAAGUGGAGGAAGGACAAGGUGAAGAUGAAUCUCCAUCCGUUCUCCGUGCUGAAGCCCAUAAAGAAGAGCUCAAGGGAAAUAAGCUUACACCAACUGAGGGAGCAGAUAACGAAGAGGAAGCGAGCUCUUCUGAGAACGACCCAAACGCUGCCAAUAAAAAAGAAGAAAAGGACUGGCAGCAGAUGUUACGACUGGUCAUGUUCCUACAGAAAGAAGGAAACUUCCUCAUGAAAGAAAACGACUUUCAAGAGGCUUCUGUGAAGUUCGAGGAGGCCAUAAAGUACGUGGACGUCCUUCAGAACAUGCAGGUGGAUCAACAGGGCGAGGACUGGGAGUCACUGGAGAAAGUGCGUCUUCCGCUGUCACUCAACCUCAGCCAGUGCAUGCUGGAGCUGAAAAAUUUCCAGCAAGUGGUGGAUCUCAACAACAAGCUGCUGAAGAGGCAUAAAGGUAACUUUAAGGCAGUAUAUCAGAGAGCACGAGCACAUGCUGCUCUGUGCAACGAGAAAGAAGCUCGGAAAGACCUUGAGAUGGUGGAGAAACUGGAUCCAACAUUCAAACCCUUCGUCAGGCAGGAGCUGAAAAAAAUGGGUGAGGGUGUACGCACCAUGCUUGUCCGCGAGCACAAGACUUACCAGGAUACAACACAAGAGAAGUGGGGGCCUGGUGGGAGCAUGACAAAGGGUGCACCAAGAAAGAAGAAUGUCAAAUGUGCACAGAAAACCACUGAAGAAAGAGCUGAAGCACAUAAGAAGACAGAAGACAGUAAAAGAGAAGACGAGCAGACCUCUCUGAAACCCGCCCCUGCUCAAGAAGAGGGAGGGGAUGACGCAGGAACAGAGGAAGAUCCAGAUGUGAAAGCUGAGCAGAGUAAUAAAGAGCCAGAGAGUGGGAGAGCUAGUGGAGAAGGGUUAGAUAAUGAAAAUAUAGAGUGUGUCGUGGUUCAUGAGGACAGCCAGGGUGCACCAGAUAAUCGAGCGACAGAUGAAGAUAGCGAUCCCGCGGCCACCACCACGGGCAAAAGAUAA